Messenger RNA from Paramuricea clavata, 687 nucleotides. The record is from the annotation of a GenBank genome assembly. Lineage: Eukaryota; Metazoa; Cnidaria; Anthozoa; Malacalcyonacea; Plexauridae.
AUGUGGCUGCAUGGCAUUGCAAUACUGGACAUAGUAGAGUGCGGUGCCCUGGACACUGUGGAGUGCGGUGCCCUGGACACUGUGGAGUGCGGUGCCCUGGACACUGUGGAGUGCGGUGCUCUGGACACUGUGGAGUGCGGUGCCCUGGACACUGUGGAGUGCGGUGCUCUGGACACUGUGGAGUGCGGUGCCCUGGACACUGUGGAGUGCGGUGCCCUGGACACUGUGGAGUGCGGUGCCCUGGACACUGUGGAGUGCGGUGCUCUGGACACUGUGGAGUGCGGUGCUCUGGACACUGUGGAGUGCGGUGCCCUGGACACUGUGGAGUGCGGUGCCCUGGACACUGUGGAGUGCGGUGCUCUGGACACUGUGGAGUGCGGUGCCCUGGACACUGUGGAGUGCGGUGCUCUGGAGAGUGCAUGGGCAAAUCAAUUGCACCAUAAGCGCGAAUACACACUAUUUUUGAAUAAAUAUCAAGCCUUACCGAACCAACAAAGUAACCGCUAUUAACAAACGCACGCACCGAAUAUAAGGCGACGCCCGCAAUCUAUACAUUAACCGAAUGCCAUAUGCCAACUUCAGGGCAGAAUUGGAACUAGAAUGUGUUCAGAGUAUCAGAUCAUGGAUGCAAGUAGUCAUUUACCUUUUCUAACUCCAAUUCCAAUCACGAAACGUGGAAAUAUAUGA